GUUUCCUCAUAUUCAUUAAGGUACCUCACAUACAAUCACUUAUCAAAUGGAGUAAAGUCAGCCGGAUAUUAUAUGCCGUAUGGGGGCUAGGGCAAACUUUCGCCCAAUUUUAUCCGCACGAAUAUAUACUGUUAUAAGUAAAACAUGCUCGCUUAUUUUCAACUCACAUAUUGGCUGAUAUAUGCGAUCAUCCAGAAGUUCGAAAAUCUUUGUAUUACGAGUAUGUAUAUACUUGUUUAAGAGGGCUAAGAGAAGUAUUGGCCGGACUCAUGUCCUUUUCGAUAUCCAGACAUAUUAUUAUCAGAAAUAGAUUUUCUCCAAGUUUCUGAAAUAAAUCUCAUACAUUGGCCGAUAUAAAAGUCAAAUAUAGGAUAUAUUGGACCUUCUUACAGAUGCUGUUCACGGGCCCUAGUCUGGUGUCCGUGGAUAAGUCGCGUAGAACCACCAAGUCGAAAAUACAGUAGUGAAUAGAACUAUUGCACAACAAGAUAUUUUAACUUUAGCACUUUGCCACUUAUAAAAUAAGUUUUGAACACCAAAAACAAUGUUUAUUACAUUAUUUCGUAAAUUUGUCUGAGGUUGAAUGAACGGCUUACAAAAUGUCAUUGUACGUGUGUGCACAUCACUGGUGUAAUGCACUCAAGCACAUGUACUCUGCACACUUACUCAUCAAUCAGAACCCCAUGGAUUCGAAUAAGUAUAAAAGCUUUUGUUUUAAAUGAUAUAUGCAGAUAAUAAUUUAACUGUUGCUGAGACGUUAAGGAUUUUGUUUUUUGAAAUGCAAGUGAAGGAGAAUGUAGUUAGUUUCCAAGGAUUCAAAAUUGUAUUAUAUCUUUGUGUUAUAUUGUGUUUAAUAUUGAUUUAUGUGAAAUAUUUUAAGAGAAGUCGUUAUCAUAUCAUAACUUCGCAAUUACCAACAGCAAGAGGUUUCCCGUUUUUGGGAAUCGCAUAUAAAUUAAUUCCAAUGAAAAAGUUUCUAUACAUUCUGGAAUCAUACUUCAUAAAGUUUAAGAGUUGGAAUUAUUUCGCCUGGAUUGGGCCUCAACCGUUUCUUGUUACCGUGGAUCUAGAUAUGAUAAAAGAAAUACUCACUUCAAAUAGAUUUCUAGAUAAAUCUACAACGAUGUAUUCAGCCAUCGAUAAUGCAAUUCCAAAGGGACUUAUCACUAGCCCAGGCGAGAAAUGGAAGCACAAUCGAAAGCUCAUGAACUCAACAUUCACCCAUAAAACCAUCAUUAAAUUUAUACCAAUCUUCAAGGAUGGUGCUCAGGCCUUGGUGGAGAGGCUGAAUGAUAAUGUCGGAAAUGGAGAAUGUGAAGUAUUCGAAAUAAUAAAGCGAACCUUUUUAGAUAUGGCUAUGGAAACUACAAUGGGGGUUGGCCUUUAUAAGGGAAACGAUAAUCAUAACGAAAUGAUUCGCGGAUUUAAUUACAUGUUGAAACAAGUCGCUAAUGGAGCUAUAUUUAGCACAUUAAAGGUCGGAUUUUUAACUUACACACCCAGAUAUUAUAAAACGAAGCAACUUAUAAAGGACUAUAUAGAAACGUUAAUUGAAGAUAAGCGAAAAGCAAAUGAUGGGACUAUUGACAGCAAAAAUGUGAACGUAAAGUCGGAGGAGGUAGAUAUAAGAAAGGAUGCUGAUAUUUUUAUAAAUCGUGCCCUCAACUUUCAAGAUCAAAGCUUAUUUCAACAUGCCGACGUAUUAAAUGAAACCCAAACUGUUAUUGCUGGGUCAUUCGAUACCGUUUCAACACAAAUUUACUCAAUUCUUAUAAUGCUUGCCAUGCAUCCAAACAUUCAACAGAAACUCUUUGAAGAAACGGAAGAAAUAAUUUCUGUCGAAAAUAUGUCUAUUGAAUACGAACAACUCAAACAAUUUUCUUACAUGGACCUGGUAAUUAAAGAAACCCUUCGACUUAUGCCAUCAAUACCCAUUAUAGGUCGGGAAGCUGUAAAGGAUGUUACAUUUAACGGUAUCAAUGUUCCCAAAGGCAUGCAAGUAAUGAUACCAAUUUUCAUACUGCAUAGGCGCACAGAUUUAUGGGGUCCUUUGGCGCAUUCAUUUAACCCAGACAAUUUUCUACCAGAAAACAAUUGCAAACGUCACCCUUGUGCAUAUAUUCCAUUCUCUAAAGGUUCACGAAACUGUAUUGGUUGGCAUUAUGCUGAAGUGGUUUUGCGUGUUAUGCUUUUAAGUUUGAUCCGUAAUUUCAAAUUCACUACAUCAUUCCGGUAUGAAGAUCUUAUUUUUUCUGAUCAUAUUAGUUUGAGGUAUGUUGAAGAACCCAAACUACAGAUAUGCCGAAGAAAUGAAUUUUUGGAAAGAAUUAAUUGAAAAUAAGCGUAGAAGCGAGCAUUUUCUUUUUAUUUAAAUGGAAUUUAAAAUUAUGUAUUUUUGUCUGCAGGAGCCUUUCUGUAUUUGAGAAUAUUAUAUUUAAAGUACAUAAGAAACUAACAAUAUUUUAAAAAUAAAAAUAAUUCAUAAUCAGACUAUCUAAAUUUUUUUUAGCGACGUUCACAAUGUCCAUCAGUAAUUUGAUUCUCUCGCAAGUUUGUGACAAGCAGUGCUUCUCCUCGACACAGAAAACUCAAUAAAGUUAAUUUUGAUUAUAGGUAAAUAUUAUAUAACGCUUCGUAUUCAUUGCAUAAUCAUAGAAUUUUCUCAUCGUUUACGAUUGUGAUUGGAACUAAAUAGAAAACACAGUUUUUAGUCUAUCGAUUGUAAUUUUUUUAUUGUCAACAAAUGACUUUCAUUAUCAGUUUAUUUUGCAACACACCAGUAGUGUUUUAUGUGUAACAGUCAUGGUGGUUACAAAAAAAAUUAAUAAAAGUAACAAUUAAAGAAAAAAGCUGAAAUUUGGGAUAAACUAGAAAGUGGUGUAUCGACAAAAGCUCUUUGUAUUGAUUAUAAAGUUCAAAGUCGACGAUAACGAGAAUAAAGAAGAAAAAUAAAUAAAUAUGUCAUAAAUAUGGAAGCUGAUCUUUCUGCAGAACAUAUUUAUAAUGCCGACGAGUCCGGAUUGUUUUUCAGGCAGAUACCAAAUAAAACGUUGGUGAGCUUCAAGGAAUCAUCUGCUCGGAAUCUGGUCGGAAAGUUAGUAAUGAGAGAAUAACAUUUCUCGCAUACACAAAUGCUUCGGGUACACACAAAGUUAAGCUCUUUGUCAUUGGAAAAGCAAAAAAAAACCCAGAGCUUAAAUGCUAACACAACACCCUGAUUACUAUGAAAGUAGCAAUAAAAAGUGUUACACAACACCUUAAGAUUUUCUAGAGUUGAGUAUAUGUAUGUAAACAAAGCAAAGGUUUAUAUACUGAGACCAAAAUACCGAAAUUGGUGACUUCGACGUCGACUUUCGCGGUCCCCUUGAGCAACGGUGGAAUUACAACAAGUGUCCCCUUACCAAUAACCUUUAGUCCUCUGUCAGCGUUGUGCAUUACUAGUUUAAACUUUUUGUAACUAUUAUUUCGCUAUUUUCUAUAUUUGUUAAUUAAAUAUUAACCGAAGUAUUUGCCGACGAAGAUAAACUACUCAUUCCAAAAGUUUCCAUAUUCCUGAAAAAUAAUUCCAAUCCUUCGAUAAUACGAGUUCCUACUUAGCUUCAAACAACCAACCAAUUGGAAUCAAAAGUUCCGUAAUCAGAACGUCACAAAGUGGAUAAAUGGCACACGCAUAGCAGCUGACGAUGAGGGCAGCAUAUUCAAUUCAUAAACCAACAAGCCCUAUCAACGUUUAAAGACUUUAUUCAUAGCUUAGUAUUCAGAGUCGAGAGAAACGUGUGGAUAGUAGAAGCCUCGACGACAGAACUUACUCCCAAUGUUUUCGACACAUGGGAAGUAGGCGUGAUUGUAGUCUCAUUUCGCCCAUUUUCACACAGUCCUAUUAAAAUAAUGUCUCGAAUUUGAUUGAAACC
Messenger RNA from Bactrocera dorsalis (oriental fruit fly), 3911 nucleotides. Its product is annotated as probable cytochrome P450 313a4. The transcript is spliced from 8 exons. Gene Ontology annotation, molecular function: heme binding; oxidoreductase activity, acting on paired donors, with incorporation or reduction of molecular oxygen; iron ion binding. The record is from RefSeq and is a predicted model, not a curated record. The coding region runs from base 719 to 2335 and encodes 538 amino acids. NCBI's taxonomy places the organism in Eukaryota, Metazoa, Arthropoda, Insecta, Diptera, Tephritidae.